This is a messenger RNA of Sciurus carolinensis (gray squirrel), 3045 nucleotides long. RefSeq names its product SRY-box transcription factor 7 (gene Sox7). NCBI's taxonomy places the organism in Eukaryota, Metazoa, Chordata, Mammalia, Rodentia, Sciuridae. The transcript has 2 exons. The coding region runs from base 198 to 1358 and encodes 386 amino acids. Gene Ontology annotation, biological process: regulation of DNA-templated transcription; cell differentiation; anatomical structure morphogenesis. The record is from RefSeq and is a predicted model, not a curated record. Gene Ontology annotation, molecular function: RNA polymerase II cis-regulatory region sequence-specific DNA binding; DNA-binding transcription factor activity, RNA polymerase II-specific.
GGGACGCAGGGAGGGGGCCGCGCCAAGACCGAGGGAGGGGCCGCGCCGCCUUGGAGAGUCAUUGGAGGACCUGGCGGCCCAAGCUGAUAAAUAAGGGGCCGCGCGGAGGCAGCGGGCCAAGUUGGACGCCCCGGCCCGAGCGAGGGCCAGGUCAGCGCCGGUCCCGCAAGGAGAAGUCAGGCAACCCCCGUGCGGCCAUGGCCUCUCUGCUGGGAGCCUACCCGUGGCCCGAGGGGCUCGAGUGUCCCGCCCUGGAAGCUGAGCUGUCUGAUGGGCUGUCGCCGCCGGCAGCCCCCCGCCCCCCGGGGGACAAGGGUUCGGAGAGCCGUAUCCGGCGGCCCAUGAACGCCUUCAUGGUGUGGGCCAAGGACGAAAGGAAGCGGCUGGCGGUGCAGAACCCGGACCUGCACAACGCCGAGCUCAGCAAGAUGCUGGGAAAGUCGUGGAAGGCACUGACGCUGUCGCAGAAGAGGCCCUACGUGGACGAGGCGGAGCGGCUGCGACUGCAGCACAUGCAGGACUACCCCAACUACAAGUACCGGCCCCGCAGGAAGAAGCAGGCCAAGCGCCUCUGCAAGCGCGUGGACCCCGGCUUCCUCCUGAGCUCGCUCUCGCGGGACCAGAACGCCCUGCCAGAGAAGAGCAGCGGCAGCCGCGGGCCGCUGGGGGAGAAGGAGGGCAGGGGUGAGUACUCCCCCGGCGCUGCCCUGCCCGGCCUCCGGGGCUGCUACCACGAGGGCCCGGCUGCUGGCGGCGGCGCCCCCGCCAGCGUGGACACGUAUCCGUAUGGGCUGCCCACGCCCCCGGAGAUGUCUCCCCUGGACGUGCUGGAGCCGGAGCAGACCUUCUUCUCCUCCCCCUGCCAGGAGGAGCACGCCCACCCCCACCGCCUGCCCCACCUGCCAGGGCCCCCUUACUCCCCCGAGGUGGCCCCCAGUCCCCUCCACUGCAGCCACCCCCUGGGGCCUCUGGCCCUCGGCCAGUCUUCCGGGGUCUCUAUGAUGUCCACUGUCCCUGGCUGCCCCCAAUCUCCUGCCUACUACUCUCCUGCCACCUACCACCCUCUCCACUCCAACCUCCAGGCCCACCUGGGCCAACUCUCCCCUCCUCCCGAGCACCCUGGCUUCGAUGCUCUGGAUCAGCUGAGCCAGGUGGAACUUCUGGGGGACAUGGAUCGCAAUGAGUUCGACCAGUAUUUGAACACUCCUGGUCACCUGGACUCUGCUGCUGGGGCUGGGGCCCUCAGUGGCCAUGCCCCACUCUCCCAGGUGACCCCAUCAGGCCCCACAGAGACCAGCCUCAUCUCUGUCCUGGCUGAUGCAACUGCCACUUACUACAACAGCUACAGCGUGUCCUAGAGACAGAGGCAGGAGCCUGGCCCAGCCCUGGCCACCUGUGUGCUUCCUGUGCACCAAGCGGAGCAGAGACCACAUGGUGCCACUGGCUUUCCUCUUGGACCCUCAGCUGCCAGGAGGUCGGAACUGCUGGCCCCGGCGGCUUUCUCCCAAGCCAGGACAGGCUCUGCUGGUUCAGUGACCCUUCUGUUCCUUCAAAUGAGCUUCACUGGCUACAUUCCAGGAGCGCGGGCCUCCAGUUGCCGAGACUCCCUUUCAGUAGGAUUUCCCUGCCCUCUCUUCCUGUCCCCAUCAUUACAACCAACGGUGGGAAUCCAGGCAGCGCUCGACCCUCUCCUGUGUUUGACACAGCCACGCUGGGCCUCUAGGUGCUCCAGAGGAGGGUGAGAAGAGCCUGGCUCCGUCUCAGUUCUGCUGCAGCGAGACGCAGCCUGCCUCUCUUGCUCUCUUCUGCCCCCUGGAAAGUGAGGAUGGCCUCAUUACAAGUCCCCUGCUCCACGGUGUUCUCAGUAUUUUCUCAAGGCUUAUGGAAGGAAAGCAGGGAAGCUUCUCUACGAGCCUGUUCAUGUGCAGCCUGGGAGCGUUGAGCGUGCCCAGCCCAAGGACACAGGCUCUCUGCUUUCCGUGCUCCCUUUCUCAGUCACCCUAGGACUCCCAACGGGCCUUCCAAUUUGAGGAAGACGCUCAUCCUGAUUUGGGAAAUUAACCAGUAUGGUUAACUGCAUCACUGAAAAUGAGACUCAAUUCAAACUUGUUUUUUAUUUUUUAGAUAAAUUCUUCUUUUUUAUUACACACACUUCAAGACCAGGUACAGUGUGAGGGGGCGCCUGUGCACACCCUUAGACACAAACCUGCACAGCCUGACUCCAAUGUUCUUAGCAACGGCAGCUUGUCCCCACCGGCUGCUCUGAAUGACCGAGAGCCAGGGACCUAAAAGAGUGUUGCAACAAACCAUGGCGUCACCUUCCCCUCGGGGCGUGCACUUCCCACUCUCUGGGCUCCCUCUCUCCCCUUCCUGGCAUUUCUUUCUCUCGCCCUGUUUCUUCCUGUACCCCUGAAUUGGUUCCUAACUCAGAGAGCCCCUGAGUACAAGCCCAAGCGAGAGUCCUCGAGUCCUCUGUCGGUGAGGGACUGGUUUGCUCACGUUCCAGACAUGCACUUCCUUAGCUUGUCUUGGAGCAGCUUCCUUGUGGCACCUUCCUGAGGUUCACUUCCCAAACCAGAAAUUCACUGUGACUGAAAAUGUUUCUGAGCCGGGCCCACCCAAACGUCCCCACCCUGCCUGACCUCCUUGAAGGAACAUACCCAACAGUCAGCUGACAGACACGUGCACGUCUUUUGACAGCAGCGUAUUGCCUGUAUGAAGUGUGUAUAUUCUUCUAUUACUUUCACCUUAUAUUUUUUAUUGCUGACAGCUUUUCUUCCUUCCAAGACAUCUUAUUGUAAAAUCACUUAUAAGAUUAAUCUUUAUAUUGUGACUGUAUAUGCCAUUUGGUAAUAAAUAGUAAAUCAUUGGUGAUAUGAUUGACUGGAACCCAGUUGAGAAUGUGUAUUGAUAAUCCUGUAAAAUAGCACCACAGACAUUAAGUUCAACUGUUCCAUUUUUUGUAAGAACUACAGAUGCUUGCAACAGUUGUGAAUAUUGGUUUGCUGAAAAUAUUUAAUUUAAAUAAACAUUUUUGUACCGUGA